AUGGCCAAGGCAACAUGGAGGAGAUCAGUCCACAGCAAGGUGAAGGCAGCUGGCAUGACACAGUCCUAACUGGAGAGAAAUGCCCAGAACUGGAACCGAUGGUGUGGUGUAGUUGCGGACCUAUGCUCCACUGGAGAACCUUUCAUGGUGGAUACAGAAAUCUGUGAAUUGCCAGCUAUCCGGACAAGACCGCAGACAUGUAGAACUUCCUACACAACAAAUCAGCCAUGUAGACAAAGUAAAGGUGCUGAAGGAGACUUGUCAGGAAAAACAAUCGCGAAGUUAUUUUACAAGAUGCCUUUAGUAAGGUCAAAGAGGAAGACGCAUGGCUUCGUGUGUGUGGCUCAACGUGACAAGCUCCUGGUGAUCUGCUAACAGCGUACCAACACUGCAUCAAAGAGCUGCGCUCCUUUCACUGAAAGCCUCGACAUUUGCCGAUUGUCUCUCCCCCUCCAAAAAAAAGUACAUGUGACCUCUGAUCGGUCUCACCACAUACACAUUCAUGAAAUGCAUGAAUUCACAGUCAGAAGAGUUGAGUAGGAAUAAGCAAAGAGCAGCAGAUGACACGAAAGCUCUCAUUUUAACAAGACCGAAGACAGGCCCGUUCUUAGCCCCCGCGGGGCCCGAGGCAAAGGACAUGUGCGGGGCCCUCACGCCACGAUCACACGGUUUUAGUUGGGAUCUAAAGUCACUUUUUUCCUCAGGGAUAUCUCAUCUUUUAUCAUUGACAGCACACUGCAUACAUAUUACAACAUAAACCUACGAUUAAUUUAUUUGUAACGUUCGUCAAUAGGUUACAAUCAAAAGCGCGGGGCCUCUUGAAGCGCGGGGCCCUAGGCAGAUGCCUCGUCCGCCUGCCCCUAAGCACGGCCCUGACCGAAGACACAGGGCUGGCUAUAAACUCGCUUCAUAACCAUAGGAAAUCGAACAGGAAGUAUUAUUUAUCAGCUCGGUGUGGGGCUAGGAGAGGGAGGGGGAAGUAAAUUCCCCGCACAUUUUGACUGUGCUGUAAACACUAGCUGAAAUACUAGCUCAAUAAACGACAUCACGAGGCAUCCACCGUUUUGAACCGACAGUCUGCCAAGCGCUGUCGACGACAAUGUAUCUACUACGACUAACGGUUAACAGCAGCGUGGAUACCUGUCAACGACACCUUGCUGACUGAAAGUUCUGGAGCUGUGGGACACAAAUAUUUCGUGGCUACAACUUGAAAUUCUGAUGAUCCAUUUUUGAUUGGCCCACGAAAGACUGACGAAAAGUUAAUAACACGUGUUGAGAAAUAUCUGUUACUGCCAAAAGCUUCUUGACUCGGUCGUGAUGAGCAGGGGACCUUCAUACGAGAGGAUUACUACUCUACAUAGAAAUUUUUAUAAUUUUCUUUACCUUGAUGGCUGAAAUUUAAUCGUAAACACUUCACAAUAGAAAAAUCGAGUACAGAAAACUCUGCAACAUGGCUGGUCUGUUUUCUGACAGUGACAAAGAAGUGAAGAAACCGAGGAGACCUGGUGAAAAGGAACGCUGCUUUCAGAUUCUCGGUGAAAUUCCUUACCCAGGAAACACAUGUAAGCUCUUCGCCUGCAAGGAGAAGGACACAGACAGACAGUAUCUACUAAAGAAGGCGACCAUCGGCACCAGAGCCGACACGGACCACGCCAACGCAUGUCAGCUGCGUCACGUGAACAUCGUCCAGUACGAAACCGCCUGGCACACACCAAAUGACAUCAUGUACCUGCUGUGGGAACCUGUCUCCUGGUGCCUGUCUGUUCUGCUGGAGGAGAUGGACCUCCAAACACCAUGUGGACAACUUUAUCCUUUGUGGCUCUUCCACAUUGCGUCGGGCCUGGAGUACCUUCACGAGGGAAACAAUGGCCGCCAACCCAUCCUGCAUCGCAAUCUCAACGCCAGCAGCAUCUUCGUCACCUCCAACUGCGUCCUCAAGCUCUUCGACUUCGGCGACGCCAAACGGCUUGAAGCAAAAAACUCUACCACCAGAACGGUGAAAGGAAAUCCUGAUUUUCAUAGCCCGGAGAUUAGAAGGGGAGAAGAGUACAGAACACCUACUGAUAUUUGGAGUCUGGGAGUGACUGCUGCUCAGAUUGCCCACUACAGGGGAUUUGAAAAGUUGCGAAGAAAACAAACUGAGACUGUGAUUGGCAUUGUCGAAGCGAAGGGCCAUCAGAAGGAGGUUGUUGACCUCAUUGCGGCAACCCUGCGAGAGAAUGCAGCCACGAGGCCGUCAGCUGCCAAGUUCGUUUCUCAUCUUCGCUGUCUGUUGGGCGAGGACGUUUUGACACCACCGGAACCGGAACUUUACCCGUCUCCAAUGAAAAUGAGCAGUAGAAUGGCUAAGCGUGACAUCCACCGACGACCUUUGUUAACAUCACGUGAUCAUGUGCAACAAGUGCAGGGGUCUUCCAGCUUGGCACAAACUCUCGCUCUUAUUUAUGAUAACAGACACAAAGAAGAGGAAGGUUUGAACACACCACGACAUUCAAGCAUCCAUCGAGAACGUCGUCGCAGCAAGUGUAGCAAGGCACCAGACGAACCAGAAUCUUCUUCACCGGAAGGUGGUGCAUUAAGGCAGCCUUGUUCUCAUCGUUCACAAAACAGUUUGUCGUCUGAAUCAACGUCUUCUUUGACCAUAGAGAACUGCGAGACUCUGCGCUUAAGGGUUAAUACUCCCCUGCAGGACACCACAUCAGUAAGACAAACACACCAACGUGUUUCGGACUCUUCAGAGAGAGCGUCCAGCAGACGACGCAGAUUGGUUUCCUCUGAGACUCAGACCACGGAUUCGCUUCUCGGGCAGCCAAAGACUUUGAUACCAAACCGCAACAAGCAGACACAGAGAGAACAAUGUAGCUCACCACUUUCCACAUCGACAGAUUCCUCGAAUGGGAUGUCAUUUAGUGAUUCUCAGGACACAGCUACUGCUAGAAGCCUAAUUCAUCAUCUGAGUCGUGACAAAAAGAUGCUGUACCGACAACAAAGCAGACAGGAUCAGGUGGCGAAGGUUCAGCGAGAGCUUCAUUGAUAACAUCUUUUGUUCUUUUUUCUUGCUUCUUUUGUUUGUUGGUUGGUUAGUUUUGCUGUUUUUGCUGCUGUUCUUGUCUUUCAUGUUCUUGUUCUUGUUCUUUUACUUCUUUUUGUAGUUGUUGUUCAGAUCUCCCCUCAGGCUUUCUUUUUUGUGGAUGUUGCACCUGUUUACAAGGUCAGGUGCUUUGCUUUGAUAUGGACUUAGUAGUUCGUUCGGUAUAAAAUGCAGCUUUCCCACUCUUCUUCGCUUCUUUCAUUCGCGAUUGAAUGGUUUAGUGUACAAGAAAGAAAGGAAAUAUCGAGAAUCGGUGGUGACAUCAGUUUGAUUCUACUGUACGACCAAAGUUUCGUGUUCCAUGUUGCUGAGUGCUAAACAUUCGUCAACCAAACAAGACAUAAAAUACUCACCCAUACACUAUGAGUUAUCUUCCACUCAGGUUUCCACGUCCUAGCUUCAUCACAACUUUAUCAUAUCCGAUCUAGUUUAUUCCUUUGUUAAUAAAAUCCUGCUCUUUUUCAUAAAGGUUCAUUCUGCAGGAAAAAAUACUUUAUCGAUCUGAACUUUAAGUAAUUAAAGCAGAACCCUUCCUGUUUUGAUAAUAGCUUUUCUUUUCCAAAGGAGGAAAAUGUUGAAGAUGCUGAACAAAUUAUAAAGUGUUGACUGCUCAUUUUCUUUUUGCUGGGUUUUAUGUAUUUCAUAAUUUUUUUUUAUUAGUUCCAGUACAUGUAAUACAUUUAUACCAGUACUUCUGCAGAGCUCAAUGUUUGUUUACAAAUGGUCGAUCAAAUAGAAUUAGUUCAGAAUGCGAAUGACUCAGUAGUGAUAUGGGCUCAUUAUUUUACUCACCAGUAACCUUUGUUUCCUGAUUGGUUACUACUCAAGACUACCAUCGGCAUUAUGUAGUUAUAUAUGUGUGUGUCUUUUGAUGUAUGUUUGAGCGGCGAAAAUCAGAGUAGGCUAACCUUUGUGCAUCUGUGAUAUAUUCUUGAGGAGGUUGUGUUAGAAUAGAUACGAAUCAACUGUUUCUUUGUACUUUUGUUGAAUAUACGAUUUCUGUGUUUUUCUAUCUCUUUGUACUUUUCAUUCUUUUCCAUUUUCUUCCCUUAAGUUCUUUUCUUUCUCCCUUUCUCUUCUUGUCUUUCUCUUUCUGCCCUUCAAUUUUUUUUUUAUUCUUUGUCGGCAAAUAAAGGAAAUGGAAUGUAA
Molecule: messenger RNA, 4240 nt
Organism: Pomacea canaliculata
Lineage: Eukaryota; Metazoa; Mollusca; Gastropoda; Architaenioglossa; Ampullariidae
Product: serine/threonine-protein kinase Nek4-like
Exons: 9
Coding region: 1451-3034 (527 amino acids)
Biological process (GO): protein phosphorylation
Molecular function (GO): ATP binding; protein kinase activity
Source: RefSeq, a predicted model, not a curated record